AUGACCAGCAACGACCACUCCACCGACAGCGGCGAGUUCUGGCUGUAUGGUUAUGGUCAAGACCACAGGGGCACACCAGAGGCACCAGGCCGUGUCGUCACCCUCAUCGAGCGUUCAUUUUGGGAGCAGCUGACCGACCACCACGAUUCAGCUCCUGACCGCGUAUGGGGCGUCGCUUACCGCAUCAAGGCUGACAAGGUCGCCGAGGUCAAGGACUACCUCGAUAUCCGCGAGAUCAAUGGUUACACCAUUCAUUACGCCCCCUUCUACCCGGCCGACGGCUCCGAGUCCAUCCGUACUCUUGUGUACAUUGGCACUCCAGACAAUGACCAGUUCGUCGGCCCCCAGGAUCCCCAGGCUCUGGCUGCCCAUAUCCGCAAGAGCCGUGGUCCGAGUGGACUGAAUAUCGACUACCUCCUCGGCCUCGAGAAAGCUCUAGACGGGCUGGGACCCGAGAGCGGCGACGUCCACAUCACCGACCUCUCCAACCGAGUCCGGGCUAUCAUCGCCGCCGAGCAAGAGGCGUCCGGCGACGUGGUUUCGUCUCGGCCACCUCCGCCAUCAGCCGUCGGCAACAACUUCCAACGAGAAACCAGUGUCAUAGAGCAGGAAGAGACAGAGAAGGCAGAGUGA
Molecule: messenger RNA, 633 nt
Organism: Colletotrichum graminicola M1.001
Lineage: Eukaryota; Fungi; Ascomycota; Sordariomycetes; Glomerellales; Glomerellaceae
Product: ChaC-like protein
Exons: 2
Coding region: 1-633 (210 amino acids)
Biological process (GO): glutathione catabolic process
Cellular component (GO): cytoplasm
Molecular function (GO): glutathione specific gamma-glutamylcyclotransferase activity; gamma-glutamylcyclotransferase activity
Source: RefSeq, a predicted model, not a curated record